Molecule: messenger RNA, 4863 nt
Organism: Sycon ciliatum
Lineage: Eukaryota; Metazoa; Porifera; Calcarea; Leucosolenida; Sycettidae
Exons: 2
Coding region: 1-4863 (1620 amino acids)
Biological process (GO): DNA integration
Molecular function (GO): nucleic acid binding
Source: RefSeq, a predicted model, not a curated record
AUGGCAGAACCAGACUCCAUCAACGCCCAGGCGAAGACGAAACGGAAGGUGCUGCAGGCCCACGUGAAGUUCUUGAAGCAGCGCUCCGCUGAGGCCAACACAUUGCUGUCUGGCACUCCAACUCCGGACGAGAUAAGUAGUCUGAUUACCGUAUUUGCUUCUACGAUAAAGAAAGGCGAGGAAUUGUUCGACUUGUUUGCUAAUGUGGUAUACGACUUUGAGGCUACAAAAAAGGGUGAUAAAGAGAAAAAGAAAUACGAUGAGCAGUAUGUCGAUGUGGUUGUGGAAUUAAUUACGGAAUGCAAUGAUCUAUUGGCACAGUUACGAGGGAAGUCAGUCCAGUCUAAAACAGCAUCACCAGUGGAGAUCAUAGAUCUGACGAAGGUCAUGGAAGCCAACACGAAAACACAGGCAGAAACAGCGAAGCUAUUAAACCAGUUUGUCUCAGAACAAGGUGCCGCCAAUGGCACUCCAGUCACAGUAUCAAGUUCAACGAAGCUUCCUGUCCUAAAAAUACCUGUGUUCAAUGGCAAUGUGUUGCAGUACCCAGAAUUCAUUGACAUGUUUGAAUCCACUAUUCACAAUAAUACCAAGCUGUCCAAUGUGGAAAAAUUAGUGUACUUGAGAAAUCACCUGAGCGAUGCAGCACUAGAUACCAUAACGGGCAUUACCUUAACGGGCAAGAAUUAUGCAGCAGCAUUAGGGCUCCUAAAAGAGCGAUUUGGAAAGCCACAAGUAAUUGCCAACAUGACGUAUCACAAGCUUGUUGCCAUUAAGCCACCAGUGAACACACCAGUAGCGUUGCGGAAGUUCCAAAAUGAAGCAGAGGCGCACUUGCGGUGUCUGAAAUCAGCUGGUUCAGACAUCCAGCAAGAGAUAAUCGUACCGCUACUGAUGUCAAAACUGCCAAAAGCGAUAAUCAUUGAUAUGGAGAAAAGAAAAACCGGUGAUAAUUGGUCUGUGGGCAAACUACUUAUGGUCUUGGGUGCAUUAAUUGACAUCCUUGAAGCAAGUGAUCACAUGGCAUCUGUACACUUCACACCUUCUAAUGGGCGGGUACACAGGGAAACAAACCAAGAGGAUUUGUCGAAACAUCCAGCCAUUGCAAAAUUGCCACUAGCUGAGCCCCUUGGCACUGAAAGCACCCAGGCUCCGAUUGACAUACUAAUUGGGAGCGACCAGUACUUUGAAUUUGUGGGUCUGGAGCAUUUGAAAUUGGGAAAUGGGAUUGUAAUGCUUGACACGAAACUGGGUUUCAUCCCGACGGGUAAAGCAGACCAACAUGAUUCAAUGCCAGAUAUCCAUGCAAUGUGCACGUCGGUUGAAAGCGAAGUACAACAUCCAGAUUUCGACCUACAGAAAUUCUGGAAGCUAGAGCAGAUUGGCAUAGAUGAAGAUAAUGGAGUCACAGAUGACACCCUAGCGUACGACAACUUCAAUGCAAAUGUUGAGUUCAUUAAUGGUCGUUAUGUAGUGUCAUGGCCAUGGAAAUUAGACCCAGAAACUUGCCUACCAGAGAACUUUGAUUUGGCCAAAGGUAGAUUGAAAUCUCUCAUGCACAGAAUGGAAAAAACACCAGAAGUACUCACGAAGUAUCACGAAACGAUACUGGGACAGAUGGAAAUGGGUGUAAUUGAAGAAGUCAACGACUCUAGCAGCGAACUACGCAGUGACAACAACAAUGGCAGUCACACUGACAACAACACAGAGAGCAGCGUACAUCACUACAUACCACACCACUGUGUAGUCAAGCCGAGCAGCACAACGACGAAGAUACGCGUAGUGUACGACGCAUCUGCCAAGACGAAGGAAGGCAACAAGUCACUUAACGAGUGCAUCCACAGAGGCCCAGUGCUGCUGCCAGACCUUUGCGGCAUCCUCCUUCGCUUUCGUUUGAAUCCCAUAGCAAUGAGCAGCGACAUCGAGAAGGCAUUCUUGCAAGUCGGCUUACAUGUCCGUGACCGCAAUGUCACACGCUUUCUUUGGGUUCGAGACCCCAGCAAGCCUCCCAGAGGUGACAACAUCGUCAUCUACAGAUUCUGCCGCAUCCCCUUUGGCGUAAUCGCAAGUCCAUUCUUGCUUGGUGCCACCAUACGACACCACAUCAGUUCUUCAGAGAACACGCAAUCGCAGGCUGUAGAGAAUAACACUUACGUCGACAAUGUCCUCGGCGGAGCGGAAAGCGUAGAAGACGCAGUAGAGUACUAUCGAGAAGUCAAGGGCAUCUUCGCUGAUGCAUCAAUGAAUCUACGGGAGUGGGCGACAAACUCCGAGUCCCUCAAGCAGCAGAUCCCCGAGAGCGAUCGCGCAAUCGCUCAACUCGUCAAGGUCCUUGGAAUGGAGUGGGACACAAACUUGGAUGAGCUAGGGCUCACUCCAAACCCAGCUGAACUCAAAAACGUUCAGACGAAGCGGCACAUGCUGAGCGUGUUAUCAUCGUUCUACGAUCCACUGGGAAUCUAUUCGCCAAUCGUAUUCCGCGCGAAGGUUCUACUUCAGGAGAUCUGGAAACUGAAGUGCAAUUGGGACGAUGUCUUGCCAGCAGCUAUUCUUACAGAGUGGCAUGAGAUAGCUCAUGACUUAUCCGCAGCCAGCCAAACCAGAAUACCAAGACUUGCGAGUUUCACUUCCAACGUUGAACCAAGGUAUGAGCUCCAUGUUUUCUGUGACGCAUCAAAGGCAGGCUACGGAGCUGUGGCGUAUCUACGCACUAUCUCGACGAACGUGUCUGUUCGCUUACUCUUUGCCAAGUCUCGUGUGGCACCGUUAAAGGAAACAACAAUACCAAGGUUGGAGUUACUCGCAGCCACGCUAGGUGCUCGAAUGAUCAACUUUUUACGGAAAGAACUCCCUCUUCAGCUCACUACGUACUUGUGGUCAGAUUCUCAAUGUGUGCUAGGAUGGGUGAAAGGGAAGGGCAAGGAUCUGCCGACGUUCGUAGCACAUAGGGUCGCAGAAAUCCGCCGCAAUGAAGACGUGCAGUUCUGUUAUGUGAACACAAGAAGCAAUCCUGCCGAUCAACUCUCACGAGGCACCACGACUGCAACCCUCCUCAAGAGUAAUCUGUGGUGGACAGGACCCGAGUGGUUGGCGGACAUGCAAUGGGCACCGGAUACUGAUCCUUGUCAAGAAGAAGUCGUUCACGCCGCUUUGUCGGGGGAGGGUCCUGCGGAGCAACAGGCGAGCAACCCCCCACCGGCUGGUAUUCGUAUUGAGAAAUCAUCAUCCUUCGCGAAAGUAAUCAGGGUUACAGCAUGGGUACAGCGUUUCAUAAAGUCAGCAAGAAAGUCUCGUCCAACAUCACCAUACUUAUCGGUUGACGAGCUUCAGACCGCGGAAAUGCUUUGGCUGAAACAUGCGCAAGCCACUGAUUACUCAGCAGAACUGGAAGCCAUCAAGAACAACAAGAAAACCAAGAGCGACUUGAUGUUCAAGUUGGGUCUCUUUAUUGAUGAAGAAGAUGGCCUAAUCAAGUGCAGAGGCAGGAUGAAGAAUGCAGAACUGCCAUCAAAUGCUAAAUUCCCGAUUCUCCUCUGCGGAAAGAGUGCGCUGACGAGAUUGAUCAUUUCCGAUGUACACCAGAGAGUUCUCCACGCCGGCGCUAGUCACACGCUUGUGGAAUUACGUAAACGCUUCUGGGUGACACGAGGUAGAAAAGAGGUCACGAAUGUAGUUAAUCAGUGCAAGGUAUGCAAACGGUUUGAGGGUGGCCCCUUUGCAAUGCCCAAGUUCGCACCUCUCCCCAAAGAACGGGUAACCCGCAGCGCACCUUUUGUCAGGACUGGCAUUGAUUACUUUGGGCCCCUGACUGUUAAAUCCAAUGGAGAAAACAAGAAAGUUUGGGUGGUACUGUUCACUUGUCUGGCAACACGGGCGUUGCACUUAGAGCUUGUACUAGAUAUGACUACUGACAGCUUUCUAAUGGCGUUUAAGCGAUUCGUCGCUCGCCGCGGUACACCGGCUACAAUCGUGUCUGAUAAUGCUAAACAGUUUAAAUUGGCUGACGUCACAAUGGAGCAAUUGUGGAAAUCCAUUAAUACCAAUGCGGAUGUAUUCUCGACACUUGCCACUAUGGGUAUUGAAUGGCGGUUUAUCGUUCAACUAUCACCAUGGAUGGGAGGGGUGUAUGAACGCCUCGUCCAGUCCGUAAAGCGAAUGCUCAGGAAAUCCCUCGGUAAACGAAUUCUAAAGGCCGAAGAACUUUGCACACUGCUGACAGAAGUAGAGGGAAUCCUCAACAGUAGACCUCUCACGUAUGUGGGUGAGGAUCUCAAUGGGUUUAUCCUCACACCAGCACACUUCUUGUGCCUCAACAACACUCUAACACUGCCGGGUGAGCAGUUAGAUACGAAUGAUCCAGAUUUCUGUGUCAAAGCCUCUGGUGAUUUACUUCUCCAGAAGUUCAAUGUAUGUCAGCAGCAGCUGAAUCGCUUCUGGCAAUUAUGGCAAGACGAGUAUCUUGCAUCACUGAGAGAGCGUGGCGAUUACCAGCUACGACAAGGACGUAUUCGUGCCAAUGACGAGCCAGCAGUUGACACAGUUGUCAUCAUCCGCGAGGAAACACUGCCCCGAGUUAGCUGGCCAAUCGGCCGCAUUGUGAAACUGCACGCAUCUUCAGAUGGUGAGACAAGAUCCGCCACCAUUCAGCUCCCUACUGGUAGGACAGUCAGACGGUCACUAUGUCAUCUUUACCCGCUGGAAUGUCCAUCAACACCAGCACAGGUGAGUAGUGAACCUGAACCAGUAUCGGCGACUGAGAGCGCAUCCAGUAGUGACGCCACCGGCACGACUCGGCCCAAGCGGCACGCAGCAGCUCGGUUUCAAGAACAGCUAGGUGAGCUUAUACGAGACGGAGCAGUUUAG